Stegostoma tigrinum is the source of this 5931-nucleotide messenger RNA. Its product is annotated as transmembrane protein 121. NCBI's taxonomy places the organism in Eukaryota, Metazoa, Chordata, Chondrichthyes, Orectolobiformes, Stegostomatidae. The record is from RefSeq and is a predicted model, not a curated record. The transcript has 2 exons. The coding region runs from base 1066 to 2004 and encodes 312 amino acids.
AGUGUUGGUGGAGAGAGCGGAGGCAGUGUGAGAGAGAGAGAAAGAGGAGGAAUGGUUACAUAGGCAAAACACUGAUCUCAGGCAGUGCAGGGCAGUGUGGCAGUAUUUCACACAAAAGCAAAUUGGUGAUAAAUUAUGCACAUUGAACUGCACAGUGUCAGCUGCAAGCCUCGUUCAGCAGCAGGAACCCAGGGCUGGGCGCCGACAGGGAGAGUGUGGGAGACUUGAUCCCAGGCAAGGGGUCACUGCGCCUGGGAAGACAGAACCAGUUUAGGAUUCCUCAAUAUCACGACCCACUCGCUACCCGGGAGAGAUCUAUCGGAGGGGGCUCCUUCCUCCAGGCGAAGGGGAGCUUACAAACAGCUUCUCAUCGCUCGUGCAGUGAGGAAUUUGGAAGCUACGCCAGUCUACUGGGUCUCGGGAGCUCAUCGAUGGUAUCAGAUCAGUGCAGAGAUGGCUUUGAAGAGGAAAGGAGGAUCGAGAUUUCAGGGAGGAGGUCUUCGGUCCAGUGGUGAAUGGUGAUUGGCACAAAGGCACAAUGGCCAGACAGCAGAGUGGAAGGCCCAAACGCUGCACACCCAGCCUACAAAUUGAUGAUCGAUCAACGCAGAAUGCAUCUCAGGCUGCUUCCACUCGCACAGCACUGAACGGGCACGCCAUCUCCCGGAUUAAACAUUCCAGGUUGCUGAUCUUAGCUUGUGUCCACAGGUCGGAUGUAUAAUGCUUUCACGGGUACUCGGUUGCCCUGGUGAUAUGUUUACCUCUUCCCUCUCAACUUGUGCACUGCUUUGCCUUUGAAGUGUGCAGCACCUCAAUGAAGAAGCAGACACUGCACACAGGAGGAUUGCGGAUAAGUAGAAGUUGCUCCUUAAUGUGGCUGAAUCUUUGAAGGACCAGAAAUACUCGCGUCCCCCCCCCCACCCCUUUCGGAGCACGGAAUCAGAAGCUAUUGGCUUCAUGCAAGCCAUCCCAGCGUGUAGGAGCCGCAGUGCCUUGGCUGAGCUGUCUAGUUGAUUAGUUUGCCGGGACCCUAGUGGGGCGGCGUGAGCUCCUUGACAGACCGACAUGGUGCUGCCAGCACCAGACAGGCGCCAUGUGUGCCUCUCCACCAUCGUCAUCAUGAGCAGCAUGGCCUUCAUGGAUGCCUACCUGGUGGAGCAGAACCAGGGGCCCCGGAAGAUUGGCGUCUGCAUCAUCGUCCUGGUCGGAGACGUCUGCUUCCUGAUCGUGUUGCGGUACGUAGCCGUCUGGGUUGGAGCUGAGGUGAAGACCGCCAAGCGUGGCUACGCCAUGAUCCUCUGGUUCCUGUACAUAUUUGUCCUCGAGAUUAAGCUCUAUUUUAUAUUUCAGAACUAUAAGGCAGAAAAGAAGAACACAGACACUGUUGCGCGCAAGGCAUUGACAUUACUCCUCUCCAUCUGCGUGCCUGGCCUGUACCUCAUCUUAAUCGCCCUGGACAGCAUGGACUAUGUUAGGACUUUCAGGAAGAAGGAAGACCUGCGAGGACGCCUCUUCUGGGUAGCCUUAGACUUGCUGGAUAUUUUGGACAUCCAAGCCAAUCUAUGGGAGCCCCAUAAGUCUGGCCUUCCGAUGUGGGCAGAAGGCCUCAUGUUUUUCUACUGCUAUAUCCUCUUGCUCAUUCUGCCAUGUGUUUCUCUCAGCGAGAUCAGCAUGCAAGGUGAGUAUAUAGCCCCUCAAAAGAUGAUGCUGUACCCUGUUUUAAGUCUGGUAACCAUCAACGUCGUCACAAUAUUCAUCCGGGCAAUUAACAUGGUCUUGUUUCGAGACAGCCGGGUUUCCACUAUAUUUAUUGGUAAGAACAUCAUUGCGAUCGCGACCAAGACCUGCACUUUUGUAGAGUACCAGAAGCAGGUCAAGAAUUUCCCAGAGAACGCGAUAGCCCUUGAGCUGCAGCAGAACUCCAUUCCCCACAGUCAGACAAUCCACGAAACGCAGGCCAUUCCUCAGCACCAAACGCCAACAAGGGAAAGCGUGGACACAUGACAGCAAUGUGGCAAAGCAGCACAUAUAGCAACACAGGUACUUUCCAACAGUGGCCUGGGCACAGGAGCUGGUGAGCCAACUGGAAGGACACAUUGCCUGCCCAAUUGGAUUGCGUGGAUGGGCAACCAGUGAUCAUCCUGUCUCUCGCUUCCCCCUCCUUCUUUUGGUCUCCAAUCACCAGCCUCUUACUACAUCUCAGGUACAAUGUGGAAAAACAAGAGUGUGAACGGAAUUGUGGGGAUGCUACCAUCAAGUUAUAAGCCAAGAUCUCGACGAGACCUCCAGCUCGAACCCACCAAGAGAGGCUGCGACGCAAGGCAUUUUUUUUUCCUCCCCACAGCACGUUGGUUUGUCGUUCUGAAGACGCGAGACUUCUCACAUAUCUAAUGUACAAAUUAACAUGUUUGAGUGACUGUUUUACAGACAUAUUUUGAGGUCUAACUGUAUUUUCAGAGCAGAAUAUUUAAAUUAUUUCAUAAGCCACGUUUGUCAAAUUUUAAAGGCAGAAAGAAGGUGGAAAAGGCAAAUAACGAAACGUGUUUUGUGCGUGACAGAUCACUCUUGGAUCGUCAUUUCUUUCUGUUGCGGUUGGUAAUGCUUCAUGUGGUGUCCUUCACUACCUUUGCAUUUGCAACUCAUGAUUGUAAUUAAAUCUAGACUGCUGCAAUUCUAGUGAAAAUCUCUUAGUACUUCUGGAACGUUGAUUUAGGUCAUUCUUGAUGGAAGCUGCUGUCCCAUCCUCUUGUCCCUUUACAUUUCCAAAACAUUGAAGUUAGGCUCCAGCUUACGUCAUGAGUAAACAAUGAAUUGUAAAUCUUGAAAGCAGUGGGUCACUUUUUUAAAAAAUGAUAAACAGAGGGAGUUCUCAGUCAAUGUGAAGGAAGCUGCUUUGAGCCCGACAUGACCUCUUUUUUUCUUUCAUGAAGGUCUGGCACAUCCUUGCUUAUCAAGGAUCCCGAGCACAGAAAUCUGAACUACCAAGGGCUGCUGGUCAGUGAUACCCCAUUCAUGUCCCAGUAUAGAUCCCAGACUGGAAUUGUGGCAGGCAGGGAGUUGCAAAGAUCUUUAUAUUGGGAUAAUUGGGAACAAACUCAGCAGCAAGGGCAGAAGGUGAUUCCCCAGCCACUGCUCUCCCUCCCCCCAGUACUGGGAACCUUGAUCGACCCCUUUGAAAAAAUAAAUCAGCUCACCCCACCACCAAACCUAACCCUCUCCCACAGACCAGAGCUGGAACACAGUGAAACAGUUUUGAGUUACUUGUCUGGAGAAAGAUGGAUUGACAUUGGAGGCAAUCCGCAGAAGCUUGAUCCUGGGUACGGAUGGACUGUACUCAUUGAAAUUCAGACGAAUGUGAGGCACCCUCAUUGAAACAUGGAAAAUUCUUGGGGAACUUAGACAGGGAAGAUAUGGGGAGAUUGUUUUCCCUUGUGGGAGAGUUUAGAGGAGGGUAAAAGUCCAAGGAAAAUGAGUCACCCAGUUAGGAUAGAGAGGAAGAUUUUGUUUUUCCCCUUCUGAGGCUAGCAAAUCUGAGGAAUUCUAAACUGCAAAGGGCUGUAGAAGCUGGGUCAUUAUAUUCAAGGCUGAGGUAGGCAGAAUUGUAAAAUCAGGAAGGGAAUCAAGGGUUAUGGUGAAAAGGCAGGAAAGUGGAGUUGAGGAUCAUCAGAUCAACCAUGAAAUCACUGAAUGGCAGAAUUGACUUUUGGCCUAGUUCUUCCCCUAUGAUUUUAUGGCUUGGGAAACUUCAGAAACAAUCAUUUGGAACAGAAUUAAAGAAACACAUGGAAAAAUGUGGAUUGUUUCAAAGAGUCGUCAUGGAUUUAAGAAAGGAAAAGCGUGCCUAACAAACUUGCAGGAGCUUUUAGCAGAGGCAAUAGAGUGGGCUGCUGAGGGGAAGGCUGUUGAUGAGAUGUACAGAUUUCAAUGCCACCCAACAGACUGACGGUUUUAUCUUAUUUUUCAAAAGAUCAAGACCUUUGGGUGCAUCAGAUAAUUUCAAAGUUUGCAAAUGAGACCGUACUUAGGAGAACUGCAAACUACAGGGUGGCAUGUUAGAAUUGCUGCCUCAUAGCAUGAGGGACCUGGGUUUGAUUCCAUCCUUAGGUGACUGUGUGGAGUUUGCACAUUCUCCCUGUGUCUGCAUGGGUUUUCUCCAGGUGCUUCGGUUUCCUCCCACAGUCCAAAGAUGUGCAGGUUAGGUGGAUUGGCCGUGGUAAAUUGCCCAUAGUGCCCAGGGAUGUGCAGGCUAGGUGGAUUAGCCAUGGGAAAGGCAGGGUUAGAGGGAUGGGGUACAGAGGUGAAUCUGAGAAGGAGAUAAUAAAGUGUGAAGCUGGAUGAACACAACAGGCCAAGCAGCAUCUCAGGAGUACAAAAGCUGACGUUUCGGGCCUAGACCCUUCAUCAGAGAGCUGAGAAUCUGAGAAGGAUGCUGUUUAGAGGGUCACUGUGGACUUGAUGGGCCGAACUGCCUUCUUCCACCCUUUAGGAGUUCUUUGAGGAGGACUGCAUAGAACUUCAAAAGGAUAUUGACACAUUGAUGAGUAGGUGGACAGGUGAAAGACAAAGUGCUAAGUGGUACAUUUUGGUAUAAAUAUAAUGGAUAUAAUAUAAUGAAAUGAAAGGGGUCUAUUCUGAUGGGUGUGCUGGAGUAGAGAAAACUAAAUAUACACUUGUGUAAGUCAUUAAAUGUAACAGGACAAGUAGAGAGAGAUAUUUGUAAAGAAUACAGUAUUCUAGUCUGCAUUAAGGGGGCUGUAGAGUACAGGAGCAGGGAGGUUAUGCUGAAAUGAGAGAAGACACUGGAUAGAUCUCAGCUGGAGUGUUGUGCAGAGUUCUGCAUGCCAUGCUGUGGGAUUAUGUGAAUGCAUUGGACAGAGUGCAGAAGAUAUUUACCAGAAUUGAUCCAAGGCUAGGGGUAGGUUAGAGAGGUGAGACUGUUUUUGUUGGAGAGGAGAAGACCAAGAAGAGACUUGAUAGAGUCUUCAAAGUCAGGAAGGGUCAGGACAAAGUGGAUAGGAAGAAACUGUUCACACCCAAACAGAUCUAAAACUGUUGCCUUUGGUUCUGAAGCACUUUGAAAAUUGCAGGGUUAGAAAAAGUCCCUUUCUCAUGGACCAAGCCAUUCGUGUCUGGAGUAUACUGCCAGGAAGUGUGGUGGAAGUAGUUCAAGUGAGGUAUUCAAGAGGGGUAUUGAAUAAUUGUUUCUUUUUAAACAAUGUGCAGGGGCUAGGGGGAAUAAAGGCAGAAAUUGGCACGAGGUUAAAAUGCUCCAAGAGCCAUUGCAGACAUGUUGGGCUGAACGGCUUCCUUCUGCAUCAGCCCAAUUCUGUGAUCCUAUGAUUUGACAGGGGUGAGGAGACGUCAUUGGUCAAAGAUGUGAAAUUGUGGAAAGAGUUAAAGAAUGGACUGCUGCUUUUAAUUAUCAGCCACCAGUUGUUGUGGUUUAUGAAGCAUGUUGUUAGGCUAAUGUUUGUGAAGGACGAACAUUGAAGCAGAGCAAAGCACUUACUUAAUCUUCAACCUGGGAGGCUCAUGUUUUGAAAGUCCUGUGCUGGCUUGUUUUAAUGUUCUCGGACUGUCCUUGGCAGAACAGGUAACCCUGACAGUCUGCCUGUUACUCUAACCCUGUCACUCUCUCAACUGCAAGACCCAUUUUGCGUUAUUUUGGCUGUCCAUUAUUCAUCUAAAGGGGAGAUUAGUGGAAAACGAGGCUGAUUUGCUGAAAGCAAAAUUAACCCAAUUUGUCUGACAAAUACUGCAGGCUUGAUACUGAAGUAAUCAGAGGAUAAAUAAGAUAUGUCAGACUGUGUAGCUAAAGAAUGCUAUGUGUUAUGGUUUAGAUGAUGAUCAUUAACCCAACCAAUGCUAUUAAAACUCUGCAUUUCAUUUUCGCACAUGUUGUCUGCAUAAAGAUGGGGUUGUCAGCUCGUU